AUGAAAGCAUCAUUGUUAGUUGGUGUCAUCCUGGCGACGGUGUUCUUCCUCAACGUUUCCGCCAGCAACAGCAGCUCCUCCGAGGAAGGGUUCGACUCUCCAGUUGGUUACGUCCUGACUCGAUCUAAAACUAAAUCUCGCAGAUCCCAGGCCUGUCGGCGAAAUGUCCAGAGGAAUUGCUCAUCCACCACGAAGACCUGCGCUCGCCUGGGAAGGGCCAACAUCUGCCAAGCUUUCAAGAACGACUGUCAGCGGAAACUGAGCAACUGUGGCUCCAAAAAGUUCUAUCGCAAAGUUGACGUGUCCCUCUGUCGUGGAUUGCCCAUCGAUGUCGUGCGUCCCUGCGGAAGUGGUUGA
Messenger RNA from Drosophila mauritiana, 357 nucleotides. RefSeq lists its product as uncharacterized. The coding region runs from base 1 to 357 and encodes 118 amino acids. Lineage: Eukaryota; Metazoa; Arthropoda; Insecta; Diptera; Drosophilidae. The transcript has 2 exons. The record is from RefSeq and is a predicted model, not a curated record.